This is a messenger RNA of Sciurus carolinensis (gray squirrel), 2753 nucleotides long. RefSeq names its product cortactin (gene Cttn). Bases 160 to 1701 code for a protein of 513 amino acids. Gene Ontology annotation, cellular component: focal adhesion; cortical actin cytoskeleton; actin filament. The record is from RefSeq and is a predicted model, not a curated record. Gene Ontology annotation, molecular function: actin filament binding. Lineage: Eukaryota; Metazoa; Chordata; Mammalia; Rodentia; Sciuridae. Gene Ontology annotation, biological process: regulation of actin filament polymerization. The transcript has 17 exons.
ACCGGAAGCGAGCGGUGCGGGGCGCGGCGGGCGCGGGAGCCAGGCCACCCGGCGGAGGCCCCGGCGGCGGCAGGACCCUUCCCGAUGCCCAGGCACUCCCGGUCGCCUCCGCAGGUCUCAGGAGGAGCGUUGUGAGCAGUCCCAUCUCCAGGAGGAAAGAUGUGGAAGGCCUCCGCAGGCCACGCCGUGGCCCUGGUGCCAGACGACGGGGCAGCUGACGACUGGGAGACCGACCCCGACUUUGUGAACGACGUCAGUGAGAAGGAGCAGCGAUGGGGCGCCAAGACCGUGCAGGGGUCGGGACACCAGGAGCACAUCAACAUACACAAGCUGAGGGAGAAUGUCUUUCAAGAGCACCAGACUCUGAAGGAGAAGGAGCUGCAGACGGGACCAAGAGCCUCCCGUGGCUAUGGAGGGAAGUUCGGCGUGGAGCAGGACAGGAUGGAUAAAUCAGCCGUUGGCCAUGAGUAUCAGUCGAAGCUCUCCAAGCACUGUUCGCAAGUGGACUCGGUCCGGGGCUUUGGAGGCAAGUUUGGAGUCCAGAUGGACAGAGUUGAUCAGUCUGCUGUCGGCUUUGAAUACCAGGGCAAGACCGAGAAGCACGCCUCCCAGAAAGACUACUCAAGUGGUUUCGGUGGCAAAUACGGCGUGCAGGCUGACCGUGUGGACAAGAGUGCCGUGGGCUUCGACUACCAGGGCAAGACGGAGAAGCACGAGUCCCAGAAAGAUUACUCCAAAGGCUUUGGCGGCAAAUACGGAAUCGACAGGGACAAAGUGGACAAGAGUGCAGUGGGCUUCGAGUACCAAGGCAAGACGGAGAAGCACGAGUCCCAGAAAGACUACACCAAGGGGUUCGGAGGCAAGUUCGGCGUGCAGACGGACAGACAAGACAAGUGUGCCCUUGGCUGGGACCACCAGGAGAAAGCGCAGCUGCAUGAAUCCCAGAAAGACUACUCCAAAGGAUUCGGCGGGAAGUACGGCGUGCAGAAGGACCGCAUGGACAAGAACGCGUCCACCUUUGAAGAUGUCCCACAAGUGUCCUCUGCCUACCAGAAGACCGUCCCUGUCGAGGCUGUGACCAGCAGAACCAGCAACAUCAGAGCCAACUUUGAAAACCUGGCCAAGGAGCGGGAGCAGGAGGACAGGCGGAAGGCGGACGCAGAGCGAGCCCAGCGCUUGGCCAGGGAGAGGCAGGAGCAGGAGGAGGCCAGGAGGAGGCUGGAGGAGCAAGCCCGAGCCCAAAGGCAGACACCCCCGGCGUCCCCCGCCCCGCCGCCAGCUGAGGAGGGGCCACCCUCCAGCCCCGUGUACGAGGACGCGGCCCCCUUCAAGGCGGAGCCGAGCCACAGAGGCCCCACGGGUGAGAGCGGGCCUGAGGUUGUGUACAGCACCGAGGCUGCAGACUACCAGGAGGUCGGCGGCCAGCAGGGCCUGGCCUACACCCCAGAGGCCGCCUACGACUCCACAGAGGCCCCCGGCCACUACCAAGCAGAGGACAGUGCCUACGCCGAGUACGAGAACGACCUGGGCAUCACGGCCACCGCCCUCUACGACUACCAGGCUGCGGGUGAUGACGAGAUCUCCUUCGACCCCGAUGACCUCAUCACCAACAUCGAGAUGAUCGACGACGGCUGGUGGCGUGGGGUGUGCAAGGGCAGGUACGGGCUCUUCCCUGCCAACUACGUGGAGCUGCGGCCCUAGGCGACCCGGCGCCAGCACUCCAGGCUCACGCGGCACGUCGCCUUCUCGGGUUUGGGUUCGGGCUUUGUAUCUCAUUUCUUUUGUUUUGUUCCUGACGGUCAGAGGGGAAUAUACAUAUUACGUUUAUAUUUAAUACUUUGCCUGAUGCUUUUGGAAAUGUUUAUGCCACAGAAAUUGCUGAUGUACGGUGAUCAUGUUACUGAGGGAGGUGGGCGGCUCUUGUCUGCCAGGCUUCUCGCCAAGUCAGCUGCCCUGGGCAGCAACCUCGGCUGUGGUCCUCAUGGCUCGGGCCUGUGAGACCAGCAGGAGCCUCUGGCCCUGCGGUGGCUGCCCAGUGGGACAGGAGCAGGAGCAGGUGCGGGGCUGGUGGUCCCAGGGGCCUUCUGAGCUACCUGCUGUUCACCUGUGUGCGCCCCUGGCAGCUCAGUCCCCAGAGGGCUGUGGGCCUCACUCCUGCCCCACCACAAAGUGUCCCUGGGUCCUUUGCUUCUUUCCUGAGAUGUGGCCCACAGCCAGCUCUGGUCAUGGUGACCAGGCUCAGUCCCAGCUGUCACUAGAUGGCCUCGCAGCCCUGUGAGCCUGGGUGUGGCCUCUGCCUGUGGCCAGGCGGCCCCUCAGCUGCGGCAAGGCCCACAGAGCGGCUGCCCCUGAGGGGAGUGUGCUGCUCUUGCCAACAUGUCCCGUUCAGUUAUGGCCAGGUGCAACCCACUGACUUGGCUAGAAACCAGCCUGGCGAGGAGCUGUGUCCCUGCCCCGGUGCCCGUGGCAGCUGUCCUUGGAGCUGCUGCCCAGCCUGCCUGGCGCUCACGUGGGGCAGCAGGAGCUGGGCCAGUCUGGUGGCAUGCACGGUCCCGCAGACAGACCGCGGAAGGCCCGGCUCUUGGGGGCGCCUCUGGCCACGGCUCCUGGUUCCGGAGGUGUCUGCCUGGUCCUGGCCGUUCAGCUCUGAGCCCGGGUUUGUGUGCAGCUUGCUGUAUCUGGAUCCUGUAGCGCGCCUCGUAGGUAUGGUGUUCUAAACUGCGUAUGCGGAAUAAACUUUUCUGAUUCAUCUG